CGGGUUUGUUUUGCGUUUUGACGAUACCUGAUUGGCUGAGACUCAAGUCAAUCCCUGGAACAGAGUUGCCGUGUGACGCGUGCGCAUCCCAUUGUUUGCGUGAGGCCGUUUUUGGCGCGAGAGCGGUUCGCUCAGGCGCACGCUGAUUGGCUGGACGCGCCACUGGACGGAUGCAUGCGCGAAAGGCAGAAACUCCUGUGUGCAGGGAAAAAGCCGCGGCCGCCUCAGCCUCAUUAUCCAACGCGAAUAAGAAAACAUCGAUAAUAUCUCAGGGAGCUCUGAAUGCUGUAAUCCACAAAUCAUCUCUGCACUUUAAAAGGUCACGUCCUCCAAUAGAAUACUGUAGUGGGAACACUUUCCUCCCCGGACCAGGGAGCCACACAGGUCACACUUGCUCAUAGGAAAGACAUUCAGAAUAAGCCAUGGCAAAGAAGAACCAGAACCGUGAAGAUGAUGAGGCUGCUUCCUCAGAUGAGGAAGAGUAUGUAGUGGAGAAGGUCAUGGACAGGCGAGUUGUGAAGGGCCGUGUGGAAUAUUUCCUGAAGUGGAAAGGCUUUUCAGACAAACACAACACAUGGGAACCAGAGAAGAACCUGGACUGUCCAGAGCUUAUCUCAGAGUUCAUGAAGACCUAUAAAAAGGGAAGCAGCGGAAGCACACCCAGCAGCAAGCCCUCCAGCACAGGCUCUUCUUUGGCCCGUCCCAAAGACAGUAGUAGCAGCAGCAGCAAGAGGAAAAACUCAGAGGAAGAGAACGGGAGCGGCAGCAAACCCAAAAAGAAAAAGGAGGAUGAGAUCCUUGUAGCGAGAGGUUUUGAGCGAGGCCUGGAGCCUGAGAAGAUUAUUGGGGCAACAGACUCCUGUGGAGACCUUAUGUUCCUUAUGAAGUGAAACACAUCUGAACCAAAGCCACAAGUCUGACCAUAUUCUAGUUAAAAUAAUAGUGGACGUUGAAUUUUAAUUUAAAUCCCAUCACAAGUGGUUACAGGAGAUGCACGUUGAUACCAGGAGUAAUCAGGGAAGUGUCUCAACUGACCAAUUGUGAUUGGAUCACCCGAGAUGGGUGUUAUGACAAAAGUGUCAAUGGCCACAUUUACACCUGGCAUUAUGUUUGAAAUGAUGCAAACUGAUCCAUUCUUGUUUCUUUGUCAACUUUGCUCACAUCCACACUCCUGCCCUGUGUGAGACUGUACAACCAUUAUUCUUUUGUCACCAUUCUAUACCUAUUUACACCUGUACAUUU
Messenger RNA from Sinocyclocheilus grahami, 1242 nucleotides. Its product is annotated as chromobox protein homolog 5-like. The record is from RefSeq and is a predicted model, not a curated record. NCBI's taxonomy places the organism in Eukaryota, Metazoa, Chordata, Actinopteri, Cypriniformes, Cyprinidae. Bases 423 to 890 code for a protein of 155 amino acids. The transcript has 7 exons.